CUCCAUUGAAUUGAGUUUGGAUGUUGAUUAUUUCGUUUCGUUUUUUUAUCAGUUUCUACAGAGGAGACGAAGACGAGAUCAUGGCAGGAGGGAAUUUCAUGGGCAGGGUUAUCUCUUAUGUCGUUAAUGAGCUAGUCGUCAAUACUCUUGCUAACAGUCCUGCCUUCCAAAGGUUUGCUGUCAGGACUUCCAAGAGGAUGGAAGAUGUUUCAAAUAUGGCUGCACGGAAAAGGCAGGAACUGCAAGAACAGUUAAAUGAUUCGCUGAAAAAUUUUGAAGACAAGUCACAGAAGAAGCAUUGAAGUGUGGUGGCGGUGGGGUAUCAACGUCUUGUUGAUAUGGAAUGUAUA
Molecule: messenger RNA, 350 nt
Organism: Telopea speciosissima
Lineage: Eukaryota; Viridiplantae; Streptophyta; Magnoliopsida; Proteales; Proteaceae
Exons: 4
Coding region: 21-302 (93 amino acids)
Source: RefSeq, a predicted model, not a curated record